CGCCAGAUAGACAGAAAGUUGUGUUGACCGUAUUUACAUCUCGUUGUGUUUCUGUUUCUGGUCUCCAAUAACGGGGGGAGGGGGAAUGAGCCAAAUGGAAGAACUGAAGGCGUUCGUUUCCGAGCGGCUGAACGCGGCUGCCACGGAAAUACUUGGUGCUUUUGCACAGACGAUAACAGACUACGAGCAGCAGCAGUCCCGUCUGGCGGAGGAGAACCGGCGGCACCGCUCUCUCCUGGACGUCAUCCUGCACACCAAGCUGCCCAGCACCGCAGGUGAUACUACUACCAAAAGUCCAGUUUCUGCCGCCAGUGCUGUGGAAUCACUUCCAAUAGAUUCAAAGUUUAAAUCCAAGACUGGGGAAGCUGCAAUCACAUCCUUUACAGGGUUGCAGAAUGUCUUUGUUGCACGGGAAGACUUUCUGAAGUAUACAGCCAAAGGGAACUGUCCCUUUUGUCUCAAAGGAGUUCCAGCCAGCGAGAAACACUUGAUGCAAAGGCAUUAUUUUUAUGCUGUUCAUUUUAUUCAGGAUGGCACUAGAAAAUUUGCCAUACCAUGUCUGUGUAAAGACAAGAUUGCAAAGAGAAGCCACUGGCACUGCCCUUGCUGCAAAAAGAUACUUUAUCGGAAAUGUAACUUUGAGACCCAUUUAUCAAAACAACAUGCAUAUGUUGUACUCCAGAAAAAACAAGAUUCAGAGACCCAUCAGCCCAUUGUCUCUGUCUUGGAGGAGGAGCUGCAGUUAUUUCCUGAACCGUGGUGUCAGCAGAUCAGCCGUCUGGACGGGCAAGAACAGCAAACUUCACUGCUGAUUCGAGUUAAAGAGGAAGCAAAGCAAGUGAGAGGUCAAGAAGGGCAGCAAGCCCAGCAAGCACCAAUACGAAACAAUAAUAAUCAACUGGGAGAACAAAGUCUCGAGCCAAAUAAUGCUCAAGACUCUGCAUACAACAUGUUCUGUGCAGGCACUUGCAUUCAAAAGCAAAGUGAAAUCAGCAUCAUGGAAAACCGCGAGGGACGUCCUCAUCUCAUUUCUUCAACUCCCAAUACUGGGAUUAAAUCAGAUCUCGCUAGAGAAACUGAGCACACCACUGGAAAUGGGGCUCUUGCAGAGAAGGGAAGCUGCAGCAAGUCAAAAACAACCCAAAUAAUUGGCUUAAAUUUAAAUCAACCCAGUCCAAAGAUCAAAAAGUGUGUAAAAAGAUCUUUACCCCCUGUAAGUUUAAAUAUAAAGAAAGCAACACAUACAUCUGCUGGUCCAGCAGGCUCUUAUUGCUGUAAGGCAUGUGGAAAGUCUUUCCAUUACAUGUACACACUGAGGACACAUGUCCAUACACAUGCAAGGGAUAAAAUCUGUAUUUGUGGAAUUUGUGGGAAACAUUUAGGUUUCAGAGUGCGGUUAGUUCAACACUUACAGAACCAUACCAAAAGGAACAAGUGUGUUAUAUGUGGUAAAGAAUUUUCUAGUGACUCCCGUCUGAGACGGCACGAGAAAUUUCAUCGACCAAGAGGAGGAAGUGCUGUGUUAUCGGUUUAACUUCACAUAUUACACAGCAAAAACGUCAUGUUAUUUCUUAAAGCCAACUGUUUCUGGUGUCUGCGGUUUAAGUGGAAGAUUAUCUUGGUCUCAUUUUACUGUCCUCCAAAAUUAUCACAGCAACCACUAGAUGUCUCUGUUACUGUGUUUGGUUAAAUGUAAUUUGCAUAAAGGACACAUCUCACUUUACACACUAGUUUUAUUAGUAUAUACCUUCAUUUGGGCGCAUGUAAGCUGCUGGUUUAAAAGACCAACUGAAAAAAUCCUAUUUAUUGUUAACUGUUUAUUCACCAGGUGCAUUUCAUAAAGCAAAAACAAGUGCACACACAAGUUCACACAGAUUGUAUUAUUAGGACAUUGCAUUGACAUUCAUUCAUUCUGUGCAGCCAAAUGCAAAUCCUACCUUUUAACCUUGUUUAUGGCAAACCCUUAACUCAGUUCAGACAUUAACUAACUCCAACCAGGACCCCAGAAAUGAUCAUGUGUCUAACAGGGACCAGGCCUCGGCCCUCACAUUAGGCAUUUCAUUUUAUUUAUGAUAGUAAAUAAACAUUUUUGGUGUAAUGUAAAACACAUUUUAUAGGUAAAACAUUUUAAUGCAAGCUUUAGUUUUAGGCUGAAGGUUACAUCUCCGGAUAGUAUGACUUGAUAGUUUCUCCACAGUCAUGUUCAUCUUUAAAUGCAGGUUCAGGUUUUACUCCAAAUGUAUUUAAGUGCAGUUUAGGUACCCACAUGGUCACAGACAGUGAUUAUCUUAUCACAUUAGUAAACUGAUACAGUCAGUUUACUGAUGUGAUAAGAUAUCACAUCCAGUGUUAUUCUAGUACAAAGUUUUGACAUGCUUGUUUGACACUAUGUUGACAUUUAUGGAUCAUUGUGUACUGCUGUGUUGUUUAUUAUUUCCAACUCCGUUAAACAGUCCCAUUUACGGCAAUAGUU
Molecule: messenger RNA, 2473 nt
Organism: Cololabis saira (Pacific saury)
Lineage: Eukaryota; Metazoa; Chordata; Actinopteri; Beloniformes; Belonidae
Product: zinc finger protein 433-like
Exons: 7
Coding region: 86-1534 (482 amino acids)
Biological process (GO): regulation of transcription by RNA polymerase II
Cellular component (GO): nucleus
Molecular function (GO): RNA polymerase II transcription regulatory region sequence-specific DNA binding; DNA-binding transcription factor activity, RNA polymerase II-specific
Source: RefSeq, a predicted model, not a curated record